AUGGCUGUCUUCUGCUGUUGUGGCCGUCGAGCGCCCAAUAAGGACAAGAAGUCGACGCCGGCUCGCGAUGGGCCGGUGAUACCAUCACUACCACCUCCUGCUAUUCUUCCUACGAUCUCACAACCAAGCCAACUUCCUGUCACCGAACCAAGCCCAGUCGCUCACCCGAGUCAAUCAAAAUGCUCCCUGCCUCUGGCCACUCCGAUUCCGGGAGCCCCAUUGGAGCUCGCCGAGAUCUGCGAGCUGGUCAUCGAUGAUUCCGACAGCGGACCCGAUUCACCCCAACCAAGGAGAAGUAGGGCUUCGAGUACUCUUCAUUUUGUCAAAACUCACCUACGAAAACAUAUUUCGCAGGACUCUCUCCAACGGCAGUCUCGGACCACAGUCGGCAGUAGCACCGAGGAGCUUGCUCGCCGGGCUGAACUGCGACGUCUUAUGCGAAAGAGAAUACAAGAAGAGCUACAGACCGAAGACAGCCGAGAUAUGGACAGCGAUGUUCCAUCAACCGUCUUGAGAUUGUCGGCACCACUGCCUCAUUGUGACCAGCUCCCCGGCGGAGGACCGCGUGACAAUCUCGAGUUUUCCGUCAUCGAGGCUAUCGAGGAUGUUGGAUCUGACAGUAACCCCGUGGCAACUGAAGAGUCAAAUCCCUCCUCGCCCAAUCGGGCAAACAAGUCAGAAACUGCGGCGGUAAAAGAAGCUUCUCACAACCCACGUCGAGUGAGCUGCCCAGAAUACAUGACGUCCACAGAUAAUCCGCACUCCUUACGACCGGCUUCUCGGGCUGCUCUUCGCGAACGAAGGAACUCCUUACCACCUCCAUCGUCUAGUUCUCAUUCAACACAAGUCCUGGGAUCAAGCGCAACAGGAUCUUCAUUUGGAUCUUUGUUAGCCUCGGAAAAUACCCAUAGUGUCAGCAGGCAGGCCGUCACGGCGGUCGUGGUCAAUGGCGGUAUCUCGCCCAAAGACAUCAAGCGCCAGACAACGAUCGACUUCAAGGAGACCAUCAUUGGGCGAGCGCCACGUCGUACUUCUCGGUCUCCACAGCGGCCUGGAGUGUAUUCCAAGUCCCGAUCAAAGUCUCCGCCCGUUUCUGAUGCACUCGAUCUGGACCACUCACCCAUGAAGACAUGGCUGAGAUGCCAGGAACUCUGUAAUUUCUCGGGAACAAGCCACCACGAUGAACUGCCCGUCGCGCGCCAUGAUGGACCAAGCGAUGGCGGAGAGCCUGGACAGGUAAAACCACCCUCUGCCGCCGAUAACUUGACCCUGCAGCCAGGUGUGGACGUCUCUCCGGUAAACACAGGUCCCAGCGAGCUUCAAGACGCCACCGUCCUUCGUGGUGGAGCUCUUGGGGAUGCCGAUUGCUCCCAUAUAGCGAGCUCUGACUGUUCGGUUCAUCCACCUUCAGCACCAUCAUCAGUUCUGGAGGCACAUAGAUACGGCUCUGGAACAAUGCCUUGUUGCGACGGCGGCAACAAGCAAACUGAUAAUCUUCAACCAAAUAACACCUGCCGAAGCUCAACGUCAAUGAGCAACUUAAUCGGCUUGAAUCUAGGGUUCGGUUUAGCAACCAAAUGGCUCCAGCCAUUUUCCAACCGAGACUCGUCCAGAAAUCAGGGCAGCAGGGUUUGCAUGGUCCAAGGCAACAUCUCAACUGUCAGCCUCCCGGUACUAGAAAGUGUUGGGACCGUUUCCCUUGCACCAUCAGGAGCAGUGUCCGAAUCAUCUAGCUACUAUCGUCGUGAGACAGAGCUCUUGUCUAUCCCAAAGAGAUUUACUCCGGGACGUGUAGUCAAGUUGCAGUCUUCAAGUCGCUUCAGAGAGGAGUUUGAAGAGCAGCAUGACAAGCAGUCAACUGAGAGACCGUCAUUACUCACACUUCUGCAUCUUGCCAUGCCAAAAAGAGCAAAACUUGCCUCUCGAGUCCCAACAAGUGAUGAUGGGGUUGGCUUGGCAGGGGCACAACUCUCAGCAUCUGGUGGAGUCCCCGUUGGGAGCAAGCACUUUCCGCGCCCAGUAGUGGCUGUUGGCAUGUCGUCACUGCACAUAGAGUCUUCAUUCCAUUUUUCCAACAGACCAGAAAGCACCGAAGAUGCUUGGCGGCGUGCGAUCAGGGCCGAGGCCGACGAACGUCGGUCUCUCAUCUGUGGCAGUAGCAAGAGGAGCAGCCUAAGGACACCCAGCCCGUGCGCCCUCCGCACGGGAGAGGGUUCAAGAUUAAGCACAUUACCAGUGAAUGAGUCCAGCAUACACAGAACGAGCCACUCAGAUAUUUCCAAGACGAGAACGUCAAUAAGUCAGCAGCAGUACGAAUACGAGGGGUUCCUGAAGAGCUCCAAGCGGUCCAACCAGGCUUUGGAAGACUGGGCUCGUCAGAAAUGUGAAGCUACUGUCAACACAAACCCUACAGGCGGCAACAUCCCAAGGUCGUGGGCGAGGUUCCCAUCGCACACGAGACAACAGAGAAAUGGCCCGGCCAGCAAGGAGAGCCAUGUGCUAGCCAAGGACUUUGCAGUCAAGUCUGAGUCUGUGGAUGGCAUUGCCACAUGGCUGACUGACCAAGACAGCGCCAAGACCGCAGCCACAGCAGCAUCUGCUAAGAAAUUUACGAGGGGAUCUCAAGUUUUAUCUAGGAAGCUAAACAAGCUCAUGAAGGUCAGCCUCGAUAAGCUCGUUCCCUCUCGAGAUGCCCGGGGGCAUGCUGCGAGCGAAGCUGGCAACUCUGGGCACUUGGGCCCCAACAGCGAUCAAGUCCUGUCCAAUCUUGAAUAUCCAGAGCUUCAAAUUCAGCCGAGUCCUGGUGCCUUCCGGGAACUACAGGCACUUGAGCAUGAGAUUGAGUCGCUCAAAGGCACGAUGACACAACACAGCCGGCAACAAUCGGCUGAAGCACGCCAGAUCGACGAUGAACUGUCUGGUAUCGGUAGAAACUUUGUCUCGAUGUUAAAGGAUGUGUCCUGUUCGAUCGACGGUAUGGGGGAGCAGUCUACGACUAUGAUUGCGCAAGCGCCAUUGCCGGUCAAACAAUCGCCAACCCCUUCCAGACCAGCGAUCGCCCCUACUACGCCAUGCAAUAAUCGGAUUUUGCUGUACCAAGAGCUGCUGCUGAGGUCCAAAGGUUCAAGUGCCAGUGAAAGCGAGGUCUUCGUGACCCCAAGUAGCCAAAUUUCGAACUGUGAGAGUCCCACAUCUGCGGCGGUAUCAAGUGCCGGGAAUAGGAAAGCUGCUCACUUGGAUGAUGGUUCGGCGUCGGCGAAGAGUGCAUACACAGUAAUCACAGGAUGCGCAAGAGAUGGAGGGGCGGAUACAAGGCCCUCGUUGCAGGCUCCCACGCAUCAAAAGACUUCAUAG
Pyricularia pennisetigena is the source of this 3354-nucleotide messenger RNA. RefSeq lists its product as uncharacterized. The transcript has a single exon. NCBI's taxonomy places the organism in Eukaryota, Fungi, Ascomycota, Sordariomycetes, Magnaporthales, Pyriculariaceae. Bases 1 to 3354 code for a protein of 1117 amino acids. The record is from RefSeq and is a predicted model, not a curated record.